AUGGCUGACAACGCCGACUUUAUGAUCAAGCCAGACAACUCUGGCCAGAGUCUGCGCUUCUCUGAAUGGCCACUACUUCUAAAGGACUAUGACAAGCUUCUUGUGCGCAGCAGUCACUUCACUCCGAUUCCCCACGGUUGCUCGCCGCUCAAGCGCGAUAUUGCAUCGUAUGUGAGUAGCGGCGUCAUCAACCUGGACAAACCUUCGAACCCGUCUUCGCACGAAGUUGUUGCUUGGAUGCGCCGCAUUCUACGUGUCGAGAAGACUGGUCACUCGGGUACUCUGGACCCGAAGGUAACGGGCUGUCUGAUCGUCUGCAUUGACCGGGCAACUCGUCUGGUCAAGUCGCAACAGGGCGCUGGUAAGGAGUAUGUGGCUGUGCUGCGCCUGCAUGACAAGCUGGAGGACCCUAGCAAGCUCCCACGCGUUCUCGAGACGCUCACUGGUGCUCUCUUCCAGCGCCCCCCGCUGAUUUCGGCUGUGAAGCGUCAGCUGCGUAUCCGCACAAUUUACGAAUCCAAGCUCAUUGAAUUUGACAAUGACCGACAUCUCGCUGUCUUCUGGGUAAGCUGUGAAGCUGGUACAUACAUCCGUACGCUGUGCGUGCAUUUGGGUCUUCUGCUAGGCGUUGGCGGUCACAUGCAGGAGCUUCGUCGUGUUCGCAGCGGUGCUAUGAGCGAAAACGAUGACAUCGUGACCAUGCAUGAUGUGCUUGAUGCCCAAUGGCUCUAUGACAACCAGCGUGACGAGUCGUACCUUCGUCAGGUCAUUCGUCCUCUGGAAAGCCUCCUUGUGGGCUACAAGCGUAUUGUUGUCAAGGAUAGUGCGGUGAAUGCUGUCUGCUACGGUGCCAAAUUGAUGAUCCCAGGUCUUUUGCGCUUUGAGUCGAACAUUGAGCUGAAUGAUGAGGUUGUCCUUAUCACCACCAAGGGUGAGGCCAUUGCGAUUGGCAUUGCCCAGAUGACCACGGUGGACCUGUCGACCUGCGACCACGGCAUUGUGGCGAAAGUCAAGCGCUGCAUCAUGGAGCGUGACACGUACCCGCGCCGCUGGGGUCUUGGUCCCAAGGCACUGGAGAAAAAGAAACUGGUGAAGGAAGGCAAGCUCGAUAAGCAUGGCCACGAGAUUGAGGGUGUGACGCCCGAAAAAUGGUCGAAGGAAUAUGUUGACUACUCCAAGUCAGAGGCGGAGGCUGGCGCGGAUACAUCCAUGGCGGACGUGUCUAUGGCCGCUACAGAGACUGCCAACGAGGACGAGGAUGUCGAUGAGGAUGAUGACGACGAGGAUGAAGAGGGUCCCAAGGAGUCCCAGAAGAAGCGCAAGGCUGAGGGCGACGACCACAGCGCCGAAGACGAGGAAGAACGCAAGCGCCGUAAAAAGGAGAAGAAGGAAGCGAAGAAGGCGAAGGAAGCGGCUGCGGAGGCGGGCGAGAAGAAAGAGAAGAAGGAAAAGAAGGAGAAGAAGGAGAAGAAGAAGAAGAGCGAGUAG
Messenger RNA from Malassezia sympodialis ATCC 42132, 1488 nucleotides. It is a transcript of the gene CBF5, whose product is annotated as pseudouridine synthase CBF5. The record is from RefSeq and is a predicted model, not a curated record. Gene Ontology annotation, cellular component: box H/ACA snoRNP complex. NCBI's taxonomy places the organism in Eukaryota, Fungi, Basidiomycota, Malasseziomycetes, Malasseziales, Malasseziaceae. Gene Ontology annotation, biological process: box H/ACA sno(s)RNA 3'-end processing; snRNA pseudouridine synthesis; rRNA pseudouridine synthesis. Gene Ontology annotation, molecular function: RNA binding; pseudouridine synthase activity.